Messenger RNA from Ricinus communis (castor bean), 1142 nucleotides. RefSeq names its product fasciclin-like arabinogalactan protein 12. The coding region runs from base 104 to 949 and encodes 281 amino acids. The transcript has a single exon. Lineage: Eukaryota; Viridiplantae; Streptophyta; Magnoliopsida; Malpighiales; Euphorbiaceae. The record is from RefSeq and is a predicted model, not a curated record.
UCUUAUCACCCCCUUCUUCUCACAUCAAACACUUGUUCAAGCACUACUCCAGCAAUAACAUAUUUUCCAAGCAAUUUUAGCUAAGAAAAGGAACAUUACAAAGAUGAAGCAGCAGCAGCAGCAGCAACAAUCUGUCUUCUCAUUUUCACUUCUCCUUCUUUUCCUCUGCUGCACCAAGACAUUAGCACAAUCACCAGCUUCAGCUCCAGUAAAAGCACCACCUGUAGCCCCAGUUCAGGCACCGCCUCCACCAGCCGCAUUAGCACCAUCUGUGGCACAGGUACCUAAAUUACCUGGCACGAUCGAUGUGGCAAAAAUCCUUGAAAGGGCGGGUCAUUUCAAGGUUUUUGUUCGCUUACUGAAAGAAACACAAUCAGAUGCGGAGUUAGUUGUGGAGCUAAAUCAUACACAUAAUGGAAUAACCAUCUUUGCGCCGACUGAUGGUGCAUUUUCAGGGCUCGAAGUAGGGACUCUCAACUCAUUAACUGAUAAUGAUAAGGUAAAGUUGGUGAAGUUUCAUAUAGUACCUAUAUACAUAUCAAAUACCCAGUUCCAGACUGUGAGCAAUCCACUAAAGACACAGGCAGGAAAAGGCGGCAGAAUGUCACUGAAUGUCACCGCUACAGGUGGUACUGUGAAUAUCACUACAGGAGUUACCAACACAACCGUUGCAGGCACUGUAUACAAUGAUAAUCAGCUUGCUAUUUAUCAGGUCGAUCAAGUUUUACGUCCUAUGGAGAUUUUCGCUCCUAAUAAGCUCCCUCCUGCUCCUGCUCCAGCUCCUUCAGUUUUGUUGGCGCCGCCACCAGAGAAGCCUAAGAAGGCUCCCAUUGUACAGAGUCCUGCUGUUCCUAUUAAUGAUAUUUCUUUGGCAAUGAGUUUAGGUGGUCUUGAUAAUGCGGUGAUCUUUGCAGUGGGUAUACUUGCUGCUGCAAUGCUUUCUUUGUAAAUGAAUUUCUAUUAGGUAUUUAUGGGGUUGGGGUCCCUUUUAGCAGGGUGUUAUGAUUUUGCUGGAGUUUGAUAUUGUACUGAGUUUCGAUGUCAGUCAUCCUGGAGACUACGGCUCCAGUAUAACUGAGUUAGUACUUGUUGAUUGAUGUCUAAUUUGAGUACUUUCAUGAAUAAUAAUUUUCAUUUUCUUA